ACUACGGUUUGAAAGUCUCCCAAUCUCUUUCGCCUUAUACGUCUCUCCGGCAGCUCAUCAGUCCUCCAUAGCCAUCACCUUCGACUGCAACCGUCGUCGUCGGCCACCACCAUCAUCGGCGGCGACCUCUUCAGCCUCAGAUCUUCUCUUCACGCACUCACUUUCUGCAACAGUCAUCGCUGUGCUACCCUCCUCGUCGGCGGCUCCCGUCACCAUCGACGUGACUGCUGCUGAUUAGGGUUUUCCAGCUCUGGAAGACAUUUUCUUCGAUUCCAAGUUAAUGCUUACAAAGGUUUAGCUCGAGCGAAUUCCAGUGGCCAAGUACGUAGCAAACGAUGGAUUUGAUGUCUGGCUACAAGAAUCGCGUACAAGGGGUUGUUGGACUUGUAUUUGGGAAUGAUAAUUCUUCUUCAAGUGAAGAUAGCUAUGUUGAGCGCUUGCUUGACCGUAUAAGUAAUGGUGUCCUGGCGGGGGACAGGAGGACUGCUAUUCUUGAACUUCAAUCUGUUUUAGCUGAAAGUCGUACUGCCCAGCUAGCUUUUGGGGCAAUGGGCUUUCCGGUGCUUUUAAGUGUCCUGAAGGAAGAGCGCGAUGAUGUUGAAAUGGUUCGUGGUGUUCUAGAAACUCUUGUGAGUGCUUUGACUCCAAUUGGUGUUUCAAAAGGAUCAAAGAAUGAGGUUCAACCAGCUUUAAUGAACGCCGAUAUGCUUUCAAGGGAAGCAGAAAGUAUUUCUCUUCUUAUAAGUCUGUUGUCGGAGGAGGAUUUCUACAUACGAUAUUACACACUUCAGCUGCUAACUGCCCUUCUUACAAACUCUCAAACUAGGUUGCAGGAGGCCAUUCUGACUAUUCCUCAUGGCAUUACUCGGCUUAUGGACAUGCUAAUGGACCGUGAGGUUAUACGGAAUGAGGCCUUGUUAUUACUCACUUACUUGACCCAUGAGGCUGAGGAAAUUCAAAAAAUUAUCGUCUUUGAAGGUGCUUUUGAGAAGAUUUUUAGUAUUAUCAAAGAGGAAGGAGGGUCAGAUGGUGGUGUUGUUGUGCAGGACUGUCUUGAAUUGUUGAACAAUCUCCUUCACAAAAAUGCUUCUAAUCAGGUAUUACUAAGGGAAACUAUGGGAUUUGACCCGUUGAUAUCAAUUUUGAAGCUUAGAGGAAAUAGCUACAGUUUCACCCAGCAGAAGACAAUAAAUCUACUUGGUGCUUUGGAGACUAUCAAUUUGCUAAUAAUGGGAGGUCCAGAAACUGACCCUGGAAAAGAUGGUAAAAGACUGACCAACAAAACAGUUUUAGUUCAGAAAAAAAUUUUAGACCAUCUUUUAGUGUUGGGAGUAGAAAGCCAAUGGGCUCCUGUUGCUGUGCGUUGUAUGGCACUCAGAUGCAUUGGUAAUCUGAUUACCAGUCAUCCUAAGAAUCUUGAUGCCCUUGCAAAUAAAGUCCUUGGGGAGGAGUCACAGGUAGAACCCGCACUGAAUUCUGUCCUCCGAAUUGUCUUGCGGGCUCCAAGCAUUCAGGAGUUUUUAGCAGCGGACUACAUCUUUAAGUGCUUUUGCGAGAAAAACCCUGAUGGUCAAACAAUGUUAGCUUCUACGUUGAUUCCUCAACCACAAGCAGUGUCCCAUGCGUCACAUGAGGAGGAUGUGAACAUGUCAUUUGGAAGCAUGCUACUACAUGGUCUUAAUGUGAGUGAAAAUGAUGGUGAUCUUGAGACUUGUGGUAGAGCUGCUAGUGUCCUCUCUCACAUACUGACGGAUAAUAUUCAAUGCAAGGAGAAGUUUUUACGAAUUGAACUGGAGGCACCUACACCAUCUUUAGGAGCUCCAGAGCCAUUACUACACCGAAUGGUGAAAUACUUGGUUCUUGCUUCCUCUAUGAAGAGCAAAGAUGGAAAAUCAAGUACACCGGUGGAUAUGUAUGUUCAACCAAUUAUGUUGAAACUGCUAGUGAUCUGGCUUUUGGAUUGCCCAAAUGCGGUACACUGCUUCUUAGAUUCACGCCCACAUAUUACAUAUUUGCUUGAACUGGUAUCAAAUUCAACCACAACAGCUUGGAUAAGGGGUCUGGCAGCACUACUUUUAGGAGAAUGUGUUAUCUAUAAUAAAUCUAGUGACAGAGAAAGGGACGCUUUUACCAUAGUUGAUGCAAUAAGUGACAAACUUGGGCUUACAUCAUACUUCUUGAAGUUUGAUGAGAUGAAGACAAGCAUUUUUUUUUCUUCUGGGAAAACAACUGAGUCCCGUAAACCACUGUCGAGAUCGCCUACUGCUGCUAGUAUGGAAGAAACUGAAGAUGUUGAUGAGCAUGAGGCAAGCAAUCAGAAGAAUGAAGACCAUCCUAUGCUUGCAUCAAUUUUUGAUGGUCAGUUUGUCGACUUUGUUGGAAAGCUGGAGGCAAAUAUAAGAGAGAGCAUUGUAGAUGUCUAUAGUCAUCCAAAGAGAAAGGUGGCAGUAGUGCCAGCUGAACUAGAACAGAAGGGUGGGGAAACAGAUGGGGACUAUAUCAAACGCCUAAAAUCAUUUGUGGAGAGGCAGUGCUCUGAGAUACAGGACCUUCUUAGUCGUAAUGCGACUUUGGCUGAAGAUCUAGCCAAGAUGAGUGGUGGUGUAUCUCGGCCCGAGCAUAGAGUUAGUGGGGGCUCAGAAAGAGUCCAGGUCGAGACACUCCGUAGAGAUCUCCAAGAGGCAUCCCAGCGGCUAGAGAUGCUCAAGGCCGAGAAAGCCAAGAGUGAAUCCGAGGCUUCAAUGUACAGCAAUUUGGCUGGGAAGAUGGAAGCUGAUCUGAAGAGUCUGUCUGAUGCCUACAACAGCCUCGAACAAGCGAACUUCCUUCUGGAAAAAGAAGUUACAGCUCUAAAGGGCGGUGGAGCCACGCCCACCCCAGACGUGGAGGCCAUACGGGCUGAAGCAAAGGAAGAAGCCCAGAAGGAGAGCGAGGCCGAACUAAACGAUUUGCUUGUUUGCCUUGGCCAAGAGCAGAGCAAGGUAGAAAAGCUAACCGCGAGGCUGUUGGAGUUAGGGGAAGACGUCGACAAAUUACUCGAGGGUAUUGGAGAUGAAAUUGGGCUACCCGACGACGACGAAGAGGAAGACGACUAAGUGCCCGUGUUACACAACGUUGUCACGUUUGAAUUCUCGUAACUUCUCUCUGGACAUUCCCAAACUUGACUUCAUACCCUCUUAAAAACACUCUUGUACAUCAUUAAUUAUGACUUGUACAGUCUGCUACCCGUUGUUUAUGAUGUUGAGAAGGUGAAUUCAAAUUUGUUCAUCCCUGGGCCUGUCUGGAUUGUCGUUUUAAGGGUUUGGAUUUCCUAAGAUGGAUUUGCUUGGUUUCUGACUUC
This is a messenger RNA of Diospyros lotus (date-plum), 3340 nucleotides long. Its product is annotated as golgin candidate 6. The transcript is spliced from 21 exons. Bases 336 to 3095 code for a protein of 919 amino acids. Gene Ontology annotation, cellular component: Golgi stack; cytoplasm; endoplasmic reticulum. Gene Ontology annotation, biological process: transcytosis; vesicle fusion with Golgi apparatus; endoplasmic reticulum to Golgi vesicle-mediated transport. The record is from RefSeq and is a predicted model, not a curated record. NCBI's taxonomy places the organism in Eukaryota, Viridiplantae, Streptophyta, Magnoliopsida, Ericales, Ebenaceae.